Messenger RNA from Plectropomus leopardus (leopard coralgrouper), 3421 nucleotides. RefSeq names its product SRSF protein kinase 1b (gene srpk1b). NCBI's taxonomy places the organism in Eukaryota, Metazoa, Chordata, Actinopteri, Perciformes, Serranidae. Gene Ontology annotation, molecular function: protein serine/threonine kinase activity; ATP binding. Gene Ontology annotation, cellular component: cytoplasm; nucleus. Gene Ontology annotation, biological process: peptidyl-serine phosphorylation; spliceosomal complex assembly; intracellular signal transduction. The record is from RefSeq and is a predicted model, not a curated record.
GCUCCGACAUUUCCGACAGCCCGUGAACGCAGCUUAUCUGCUGACUGGUUAGCAGCAUGGAAAGAAAAGUACUCGCAAUGCAAGCAAGAAAGAAGAGGACGAGGCCCAGGAAACCUGGCAAAAAACCAGAGCCUCAUGGUCGUGGAGGCGGCUCUCAGCCGGGCCAGGCAGACUCUCCGCUCCAGGAGCAGGAUGAGGAGAUCCUGGGCUCUGAUGACGACGAGCAGGAGGACCCCAAUGACUACUGCAGGGGUGGAUAUCACCAUGUGAAGAUCGGAGAUCUGUUCCACGGGAGAUACCAUGUGAUCCGAAAGCUGGGCUGGGGGCACUUCUCCACGGUGUGGCUGGCCUGGGACAUCCAGGAGAAGCGCUUUGUGGCCAUGAAGGUUGUAAAAAGUGCUGAACAUUACACAGAGACGGCUCUAGAUGAGAUCAAGCUGCUCAAAUCUGUGAGAAACACAGAUCCCAAUGACCCCAACAGAGAGAUGGUGGUGCAGCUUCUAGACGACUUCAAAAUUUCCGGCAUGAAUGGCACUCAUGUGUGCAUGGUAUUUGAGGUGCUGGGUUAUCACCUUCUGAAGUGGAUCAUCAAGUCGAAUUAUCAAGGCCUGCCCCUACCAUGUGUUAAAAGCAUCAUACGACAGGUUCUACAAGGUUUAGACUACCUCCACACCAAGUGUAAGAUCAUCCACACAGACAUCAAACCAGAGAACAUUCUGCUGACGGUCAACGAGCCCUACAUCAAGAAAAUGGCUGCUGAAGCUACACGGUGGCAGAAGACUGGCGCUGCUCCUCCCUCGGGUUCUGCAGUGAGUACAGCCCCGGCAGCCAAACCUAUGGCCAAAAUGUCAAAGAACAAAAAGAAGAAGAUGAAGAAAAAGCAGAAGAAGCAGGCUGAGAUGCUAGAGAAGAGGAUCCAGGAGAUGGAGGGAGGAGCCACACCUGAAGGAGGAGAAGAGGAGGAUGAUGAGGAGACAACAACAGAGACCACUGAAGACACAACUUCCACAGCCACCCUCUCCAUGUCUGCCACGCUGCAAGACAUUGCUAACCAUAGCAUCACAGAUUUGACUCCUGACGAGCAGCCGCAGCAGACACCAGAGGUAAAUGAACGGAGAGACAAUGUGGCUGAGGAGGAGAACAGGAUGGAGGUGAACUGCAACGGCCACGCAUCCACACCAGAAAGCGAGACCAGUCUAGAGGUACAAGGGACCAAGCGGUCAACAGAGGAGCUGGAGGACCAACAGAAUGCAAACCAGCCAGAAAGUAACACAGAGACCCAGAAGACGUUAAGUAACACGGAAGAGCAUCAGACCUGUAACGGUUCACCUGGAGACACCGAAGCCGACCUGCAGCAGCUCCCCGCCUCCCUGAGCCCAGACUCUGUCGCUGUAGAGCUGAAGGAGGGAGACACGGACGAGAAGAAGAAGGAGGAGGAGAUGGACACUCAAGGGGAGACCAAAAGAGAGAAUGAAGGAGAAGACAGCCAGGAUGCAGCAGCAGGCAACAUGUUGGUAAACCCCCUGGACCCUGUUAACGCUGACAAGCUGCAGGUUAAGAUCGCUGACCUCGGCAACGCCUGCUGGGUGCACAAACAUUUCACAGACGACAUCCAGACGCGGCAGUAUCGCUCUCUUGAGGUGCUGACAGGAGCCGGCUACAGCACGCCAGCAGACAUCUGGAGCACUGCCUGCAUGGCGUUCGAGCUCGCAACUGGAGAUUACCUGUUUGAGCCCCACUCAGGAGAAGACUACUCCAGAGAUGAAGAUCACAUAGCGCUCAUCAUCGAGCUGCUGGGUAAAGUUCCUCGGAAGCUGAUCUUGGCGGGCAAAUACUCCAAGGAGUUUUUCACCAAGAAAGGCGACCUGCGUCACAUCACCAAGCUGAAGCCGUGGGGUUUAUUUGACGUGCUGGUAGAAAAGUAUGAGUGGUCCAAAGACGAGGCUCACAGCUUCAGCACCUUCCUGCUGCCCAUGCUGGACCUGGUGCCUGAAAGGAGGGCCACAGCGGCCCAGUGCCUCUCUCAUCCAUGGCUCGCAUCCUAAAGGUCAGCCGUGCACAUCUCCACCCUCAUAUUGUGAAAGGAUAAUUAGGUUUUGAAGGUUCUGGGCUCGAAAACAUAAAGUCAACAAAUGCAUUAAUGUCUGCAAGACCCUGUGACUGCAUCGUGCCUGCAUCCUCCCACCAUGGCUCUCAGGGGCCACCCACACACACUUUCCUCAAUACAAUAGACUGCUGCUGAGUUUUCGUUUGGGACUACACUGGUGAUAGAGUGAUCUCAUGGUCUUCUUCCUAUAUUUAUGGCUCUUUUUUUACUGGCUGUUAUAGGACUUAUCGACCUUGCUCUCUUUUUUUUCAGCUCGUUCUCCGCAGCACAUUUUUCUCUGUAUUUUUAGCUACAGAUAAUCGACUGUUGGAUUUAAAAGGUUGCACUUGUCUACAAAUGCAGAGGACGGCAGGAUGUUAAAAACAUAAAAGAUAGCCAUCAAAACAAUAACAACAACAGUUAUCUUUAAGGUCAUUAAUAAGCCAAAUAUGUCUCGUCAUGUAAGCUGUGCCAGCUUUAUGCCUUUGGCUGUCAGAUGUGUGCAAAGUGCUCAGAAUUAAUCAGUGCGUAAUGCUAACAGCCGUCAUGAGAGAAUAGUCAAGUUCUUAACACUGUUAAGUUAGCUUUAUCCUAAAUAAAACUCUUUUGUACAUUUGUAUACAGGCAGAACUACACGAUUAGAAAGCAGAAAUGUCACUCACUCAUCAGAAAUAACACUCUAUUUUUCAGUAAAAUCAAACUCAGAUUUUUCAGGUGUUUUUUCAGCAUUAUCUCGUUGUUUAAAAAGCACUUAAAAACACAAAAUAAUGUGAAACCAUUCAGAUUCUCUUCUACGUAAUGCACAAGAGGACAACUUUAUGCUGUUUCAUACCCAGAUCGAUUUUUUUCUUGUUAAGAAAGGCUUCAUUUAACGUUUCCCACAUUAACAGUCAAAUCAAACUCUUUGGAUUCUCGUCCAAGGUGCAGUGCACCAAAAAGUUGGCCUUUAGUCUCCCCCCCCCUCCCCCACCCACACCCCCAACCCUGCAGCAAAAGCUUUGCACAGCUUCUGAAUGACAGCUAUGUAAACAGAAGGCACAAGCUGGAAGGUUUAAGCAAUUUCUUUUACACUUUUUAGAAAGUUGAAGAAUGUUGUUGUUGGUGUUUUCCAGUUGUUUGAAAGCUUCGUUUCAAUUGUUUAUACUGCACACGGAGGUGUUGGAUUUAAAAAAUAAUAGAUUGUACUAAAAGCAAAUGCUGUAAUCCUGCUUUUAAUCCCCUCAAGUCCAUUUUGUUUGUUUUUCUACAAAACCUCCCUCUGUUCAUGUCCCCACUCUUCAUUUGAUUGUUCAUGUUUUUCUGUAGGUAAUAAAAUAAACAUUUUUCAAAGCCAAA